Strongylus vulgaris is the source of this 722-nucleotide messenger RNA. Lineage: Eukaryota; Metazoa; Nematoda; Chromadorea; Rhabditida; Strongylidae. The record is from the annotation of a GenBank genome assembly.
AUGUCAUCCAAUGGAGAGAUUGAAGUAGUCUCAGGACGUUAUCACAAGUCAGAAAUCACGAUAUUGAAACGAGUCUCUUUGGUGGAACAGUAUAUUUAUAAAAAUGAUAAUUCAGUUGAUCUAUUCAUUACUGGCGGUGGCGAUGGGAAUGUGAUUCUUUACGAGGUUGAUGCGUCCCAUACUCUCAUUCGCUACCUUUUGACUUUAGAUGGUCUCAGGGGCUCAGUCGCGGCAUUGUGCGGGAUGUUAUCUGGAUCCAAGCUUAUCAUAGUUGCUUCUUGGGUAGACGAAACCACUUCUGGCGUACGCGUAUGGUGGUUGGAGUACUCAGAUUCGAAAUUCUCUGUUUCCCAUUUCUAUGAUGUUACUGAGUUGGGAAAUGCAUUUGUUUUAGCUUCUGAUAUGCAGAAGAUCUCAAACGGUCGCAAGUUGUUAGCAUUCGGCACUACUAAGCGAACAAUCGAGCUAUAUUGUGAAUCACUUUGUGAAAAGACCAUUAAGCCAGUGCUGUCAAUCGUUGGUCAUGAAGACUGGAUUCAUUCGCUAGCCUUUAACCAGCAAUCUCCCACCCUUUUGGUUACUGCCGGUCAAGACACGCAAGUGAAGCUGUGGCGCAUUGACGCAAUAAUUAAAUCGAACGAUGCUGCUGAAAUUAGCGUUUUCAAGAAUACUUUUACUAUUGAGAGUUUGAAGCCAGGUCAGCGGUCAUACAAUACGUAAAA